AUGAAACCUGCGUCAUUUGUGCGCCAGGUCUGUCUUCUUAUGCAAGCUUCGCUCACACUUCAAACUUCAUGAACCAAUCUCCACUUACUUUUGUGCUGGCUGUGUGUCUGUACCCUGAGCUCCUGAAAAACAAAGAUCUGCCCCUGGAUGUCAGGCAGACAGCUAAGAGGUUCCUGGAAGUCUGCGAUGGAGAAAGUUUGGGUUGCUACACAGACUCCUCUGGUAUGUUUCACAUCAGACAAGGUAUCUCAGAGUUCAUCACAAGACGAGACGCAGGAGUGCCUUCAUACACCCAAGACAUCUUCAUCUCUUCAGGCUCUCAGGGGGCCUUAAUGGUGAUUGUGAAGCUCAUAGCCAGCGCAGAAGGACAGACUCGGACAGGUGUCCUGACCCCGACGCCCUGCCCUCACACUCUGCCCUCACUGCUGGACGAGGCAGGGGUGAUACUGGAGCCGUACCAGCUGAUGGAGGAGCGAGGCUGGGCUGUAGAUCUACAUCAGCUGCAUCAAGCUCUGAAGGCUGCUAGUGGGCGCUGCAGGGCCAGAGCCAUUUACAUCAGCAACCCUGGAAACCCCACAGGCCAUGUGCAGGACAGAAAGUCAAUACAGGAAGUGAUUCAGUUUGCAGCUGCAGAGAGACUACUUCUGUUGGUCGAUGAGGUGUACCAGGACAGUGUGUUUGGAGAGGGCAGAGAGUUUAUUUCCUAUAAGAAAGUCCUGUUUGAGAUGGGGAAAGAGUUCUCCGACAGAGUGGAGCUGGUCUCCUUUCACUCUCUAUCCAGCGCCUGCAUGGGAGAGUGUGGUCUGAGGACAGGAUACAUGGAGUUCAUCAACAUGGACCCGGCUGUGAAACCUAUUGUUGAUACUCUCCUGUGCUCUUUGAUCUGCGCUCCAGUUCCAGGACAGCUUGCUCUGCAUCUCAUGGUCAACCCACCAACACCUGGAGACCCUUCUUAUGACACAUACACGCAGGAGAUUCUCCUCACUCGGGCCACCUUGUCCCGUAACGCUCAGCGGGCUCAGGAGUUUCUGGAUGAUCUACCAGGGAUGAGCUGUCAACAAGUGAUGGGAGGAAUCUACCUUUAUCCCCGCCUGCAUUUACCAUCUGAGAUUAUAGAGCAGGCAGAGAAGUUACAGGUGGAGGAGGAUGUUCUGUACUGUCAGAGGUUGUUAAAAGAAGAAGGUGUGUUAGUGGGAGCUGGGAGUCAGAAUGGAGAACCAGCAGGCCAACGCCAUCUGAGGUUAUGUGUGCUUGUCCCUCCUGACACAUUGGAGGAGGUCCUGGCUUGCCUCCGUUCAUUUCACCUUCGCCUUAUGGACGUGCUUUCUCACCCUGACAGAGGUGUGAAAGAAUGAUAAGGGGGGUGUAAAUUGAGGCAUCAUGAAGCCAGUAGUGGAGGACAGAUCCUGAACCAGAUCCAGACUGAUUAUCUUAGAACACACAUGCAUCAUAUAGAAAGAAAACAUAAUGGAUCAAGGAUAUUUUGAUCAAAUGGACACCAAUAUUUUCAACCUUUACUUGGACAAUAACUUCUAGUGAUCAGUGCUUGUUUGUAAUGAAGUAUAAUUACUAGAAUAUUGUAUAUUAACAAUGUACAGUUCUCGUGAAGGAUGUGAUGUGUGUUCUGGGUUUUUUAACUUUUUCUCCAAAAGCAAGCACACAAAGGAUAACCAUGGCUCUUGAGCCUCUUGAGUUGGUAAAAAACCAUCGGCUCAUGUGGGUGCAUGCUGGUCCUCUACCUGCCUACCUUCCUAUGUAGCGUCAGGGGGUCCAGUGUUACACCAUUAACAAAUUAAACAAAAAAAGUUGUAUUAUUAUAAACUAAACAUACUAAACCAAUGACUAGCAAAGGAAGAUAUAAUAAAAAAUGGAAUCAUGAUUGUUGCGCAGCUUGCCCUAGCAGUUUAAGUGAACCCCACAUGUGAACAAACCGAAAAGCUUAGAAUGUUAAGAGCUGUAAUGUUUAUCAUGAAUACAAUUACACUAAAAUUAAUAUAUUUAUUUUAAUAAAAAUGCUUUCACAACCAUAA
Messenger RNA from Notolabrus celidotus (New Zealand spotty), 2030 nucleotides. RefSeq names its product alanine aminotransferase 2-like. The record is from RefSeq and is a predicted model, not a curated record. Gene Ontology annotation, molecular function: L-alanine:2-oxoglutarate transaminase activity; pyridoxal phosphate binding. NCBI's taxonomy places the organism in Eukaryota, Metazoa, Chordata, Actinopteri, Labriformes, Labridae. Gene Ontology annotation, biological process: biosynthetic process. The transcript is spliced from 10 exons. Bases 69 to 1355 code for a protein of 428 amino acids.